AUGUUGGGGGCUCUGGAAAUAGCAGUUAGUCCUAAACAUGCAAAAGAUCAAGUCUCUUUUUUGUCGCGCUACACCUCCAAAACUGAAUUCUUAUCCUACCUGCUGCUCUACCUGGUGAAGAUGCCUUUCCCGCCUGUAACAAGACCGCGGAGUCUUCCCAGCUCGGGCAAAGAGAAACUUACAGGACCGUCGCCUAUCAUUCCGGUCAAAGCCGCGGAAGAGAAAAGUUCUGUGAAGGAACGGCUCAAGAAAUUGAGCAAGAAGGCCACACCGCACAAAAGCAAGCUACCUACCAGUCGAGCCCCUUCUGGCAUGAGGAUGGAGUGUAAAAGCACUUGGAUUACUACUUCACGACCCGCUGCUCCUCCAGGUUCCUCGACUCCAACUACUUCUGGCAAUAGUACCUCUACAACCAAUUUGGCAACAAGCUCCUCAGUGAAGUGUUCUAGCAAGAAGAUGUUUCCUGUCAGCGUUUCAUCAACAAACAUUCCCACAAACUCUUCAUCAGGAUCAGGCCAUGGACUGAAUAGUGAAUCUAACUUCUCUCUCAACUUGACUCCCGAGGCCACCUUGCUCCUGCAGAAACGUAGUCGUGAGAAGCAGCUCCGUGCCGUCCGUAGCACCGUAACAGCACCGCACCAGAAAGACCGUCUGUCUGUCAAGUUAAGUUCUCGAUCCCACAUCCCACUGAAGAUCUCUCUACUAAACGAUCGUCACCGGUAUGACGAUGUGGAAUACGAGGAAAAUGAGCAGAGUGUGGAUCAGAGCGUUCUUCUGAAAUGUUCUGAAUGGUUGCGAGGGGUGGAGAACGCUGCUGGAGCUACGACCCUGGGUAGAGUGGACAAAAUCAGCCAGAAGAGCAUCUAA
Molecule: messenger RNA, 867 nt
Organism: Puntigrus tetrazona (Sumatra barb)
Lineage: Eukaryota; Metazoa; Chordata; Actinopteri; Cypriniformes; Cyprinidae
Product: proline-rich protein 18
Exons: 1
Coding region: 1-867 (288 amino acids)
Source: RefSeq, a predicted model, not a curated record